Molecule: messenger RNA, 1320 nt
Organism: Peromyscus californicus insignis
Lineage: Eukaryota; Metazoa; Chordata; Mammalia; Rodentia; Cricetidae
Product: fibrous sheath-interacting protein 2-like
Exons: 12
Coding region: 1-1320 (439 amino acids)
Source: RefSeq, a predicted model, not a curated record
AUGGACUUGUACCUGAACAACUGUUUGAAGGCUGCCGAAGCUGCUGCCUCCAAAGCCGCUUCUGGCAACCUCAAAACUGACAAAGACACUUGUAGUACCAAGAGACAGAAACCUAUUGUUCCAAAGAUUGGACCAUCUAGCCUGUUGGACUUGCCCCUGGGGGCCAAACUGCCCAUUAUCCCAGGAAGUACUAACAUAUUCUAUACCACAAAUAUAAGUGAAAAGCUUUAUCGGCCUUCUUUUGGUUUUAAUCUUAGUGAUCCUUACUGUAGACUCAUGGAAACCACCUACCAAAGUCUUCAUGAUCCACACCUUAAAGCAUACUUCAGACGAAAAGACAUGCUCAAGAAACUAAGACAGGGAGGCUACAUCACCAGCAAUAACAAAGUCAUAUGUUCCUUAAAAGAGCUGAACAAAUACAGACAAUAUCUUACCACUUUAAAAAUUGACUUUGAGAGAAAUUAUGUCAGGGAACAAAAAAUUAUAGAAAGCCAGGUGAAUAAGCUGAACGAAGAGAGACACGCUUGUGCCAACGCUGCCGCUGCUGCCUCAUUUCAGCAGUGGUUGUUACGAGAAGGGAAGAAGACUUCCCCGCAUCAAGACCGAAUAAUAAAACGAAGACAUUUGUGUAUGAUUAAUAAAGAGCUAGACAAAAUUGAAGACACCUUGGGAAGAAGAAACACAGUGCAGUUAGAAGAAGAAAACAGACUCCAUUGGUAUAGUGUUCAAACAAAACUGAAUCAACACAAACAGAUUGAGGAGGAAUGGCAAUCCAAGGAGAUGAAACUUCUAUCAAAGAUUGGAGUAGAAGUUAAGAGAGACGCAAAAGCUGACGAACAUCGGCGAAAAAUCAGAGAGGAAAUUAACCAAAAGAAAAAAGUACUGCUUCAAAAAAGAAUGGCCUACCAUUUACAAAAACUGCAAGAAAAAGAUAAAAAAGAAGAAAAGCGGGAAGCAAGUGUCCCUGAAAGCAAAAGACAACCUGAAACAGUUUCUCCAACAGGUACAAGAAGAUCGAGUUUGCCUGAUGAGCAAAUACUUCACGAAUUUAUGGAAACUAAACAUCAUCGUCAUCCCCGUGUGAAGAAAACAAGUUUUGCUGAGCAGACAUUGUUUUACGAACCUACUGAGCAAAAAUAUCUCUAUCAAAAUACCAUGAAAACAAGUUUCACCGACCAAAGACUGAAGGAAGAUAAUUUGGAAACAAAAUGUGACCACUCUCCAAGCCCAGUUCAAAGCAGAGCUCCCACUACUGUGGCCUUGUCUUUGUUCUUUUCCGAUACUCAGUGUCUGCCUCUGCUGCUGACACCACUUUCUUAG